GAAAAUUUUGAAUUUUUUAUCAAUUCCGAUUGGUUUACUUUGAAAGAUGACCAAGAUCAUUUGUAAAAUAUAUUGUUUGUAUUUGGAUGAAUUGUUCAAAAGGCAUCGAAUUUGUUUAGGAGGGUCGUAUCGUUCUAUCAAUCUUAAUAUGUUAUUGUUUGUAUUGUUCAUAAGUAUGUUGUUUAAAAAAUUAUAGUUAUAUACUACGAAUUUGUUGAGGGUCGUUUUGAAUUACUCUACUUAAUUAAUUUCUCUAGUUAUAAAAUUCUCAAUCGUUUAUAAGUGAGGGAUCACACCUUUUAGUUGUUAUUAUAAUUAGUUGUGUAUUGUUGGAAUUAUUAUUAUAUUAGUUGUACGUUGUUAGAUUAUUAUUAGUAGUUGUGUUUUUGUUGUUUGUCAACUUUUAUUAAUAUUUGUUUAUUUUUAUUAUUAUUAUAUAGGAUUCUUAGUCCGAGGAUGGUGAUGGUGUGGACUAUAGCGGAAAUUUUUUGACAGACACUGUGUUUCCGAGUUUUGAGGAUGCUUUUCUGUGGACACAACGCCCGCUCGGAUUUAUGUUAGUGAAGGCUUCUUACAAGACUGAUCGGAGUGGUCGGCCGUAUCGAUAUGUGAGUUGUGAUCGUGGAAAAAAGAGCAUGAUAAGAGACAUGAUGAACACGAUACGCAAAGACACGAAAAGCAAGGUAAACAGUUGUCCCUUCAAACUCAAGGUUGAGUAUGUCAGAGUAGUAAGUGGUUGGAAGCUCAGUUGCUUGAACGACACUCACAAUCAUUCUUUGGUUGUGUAUCCCGAAGGACAUCGACAAAUCAGCGGUCUUAGUCUUGCUGCUAAGCAGGUAGUACGUGAUAUGACUCAGGCACAGGUGCCACCUCGGCAUAUCAUGAGAACUCUUGUAGAAAAGUUUCCCGGAGACCAUCCAAACAUCAAGCAUGUCUACAACUGCAGAAGUAAUAUCAGAAUGGAGCGAUUCGAGGGAAGAGAGGUGGUUCACCAGGUGCUUCAUUUGGCCUGACAGAGCAAAUACCUUACUUGGGUUGUGACUGAUACUAACAAUGUGUUGCAACAUGCUUUCAUGGCACACCCGAUCAUGACAAAUUCGCUACGCACAUACUCGUACGUGAUAGGUAUGGAUUCCACUUACAAGACGAACCGAUACGGCAUGCCAUUCUUUGAGAUUGUUGGGGUUACACCGACAAAUCAGAACUUUCUUGUUGCAUACGCAUUCAUGAGGUCGGAGUCCGAAGAAAGUUAUCGGUGGGGGCUUCAGUGCUUGAGGUUGUUGAUUGGUCAUCAUAGAGAGCCGUCGGUACUACUGACAGAUAGGGAGCUUGGCCUUUGUGCAGCGUUGAAGAGCGUGUUUCCAAACACAAAACACAUGCUGUGUGUGUGGCAUAUUAACAAAGAUGUUGAGGCGAAGGUUACUUCCAUGUUUGAAAAAAAGAAAGAGAUUGGUGCCAAGUUCAAAAAUGGGAGGUGGAGGCAUGUGAUUAAUGCUACAUCUGAAGAGGCAUAUGAAAGAGAGCUUGUAGAGCUGAAAACCAAGUGGGGUCGAUGGCCGAAAGCGAUUGGCUAUGUUGUGGACACUUGGCUCAUACACAAGGAGAAGUUUGUGAUGUUUUGGACGAACCAGGUACUGCACUUUGGCAAUGUUAACAACUGCAGGGUUAAGAUCCAGCAUUCGGCAUUGAAAUGUUGGAUUGACAGUUCUACAGGUUCUUUAGAUACAGUUUAGGCUCAGGUGUACUGCUCGAUUGAGAACCAGAUCAUAGCCAUUCGUAAUGGGUUGGAGGCAUGUAGAGCAACUCAUGGUUAGAAGUACAAGCAGAAGCCUUUGCAGCAGCUGAACGGAAAGGUAUCCCACAAUUGUCUGUCUAUUCUUCUUGGUGAGACGAACAGGAUGCGAGGGUUGAGUACGGAUGUCCAUCGACGUUGUGGGUGUGCUCUACGUACUACCCACGUGUUACCUUGUGCGUGCCAAAUAUAUGACUCGAUUACUGCAGGGAAGGGGUUGUAUACGAAGGACAUUCAUCCAUAUUGGAGGACCCUUGUCAUUGGAGCGGGUGUCGACAUUCCUGAUAUAGUUGAUGAAAAUGAUGAGGAUCGAGCUUAUUUCCGCACCUUUGUUGAUCAGGUUAUUGCCAGCGACCCUGUGAUGCUUAGGCACGUGUCUCGAGUGAUUGAGGGUGAGAUGGAUCCUAACUACGAUGACCUUCAGGAGCCUCGAGUAAGGGGACGACCUCCCGAGAGAAGGAACAUGCGAGAUCGUUCGUUUUUUGAGCAUGUUCAACGUAAUGGGCGAGAUAAUCGAUCCAGAAGUAGACCGCCCCCAUUUGAUACAGGUACCGGGUUCGACAUGCGACAAUGUAGAUACAGCUACGCGAUUCCCAACCUUACAUCGUAGGUGUUAAGGAUGUAAUUGGAGAUGGGAAUUACGGAUUUCGUUGCGUAGCAAAUUUUUGUUACGGAGAUCAGGAGGAAUGGCGAUUGGUUCGACAUCAUAUCGCAAAUGAGGUUGGUUCUCAUCCUUGGUUGUACAUCAUGAUUUACUACGACAUAUGGGGUCAAUAGGUUGGUUCAGGAUUGUAGAGGGAGGUAGACCGGAUCAGAUGGGAUGGUGAUGCGUGUGGAUAGGAGCAUUGGAUGGUAGCACAGUAGGAUUUGUUUGCUAUUGCCACAAUAUGGAAUGUGGCAGUGAUUUGUUAUGGAGUAGGAAAUAGACCAUCGUGCUACUAUCCAUCUACCACUGUUUUACCGUUGAACAAUCGUGGAUGCUUAGACAGGCCUAGUGCAGAGUUCGUGAUUGGAACUGUUGGUGGAUCGCAUUCCAUUCGUUUGCAUAUGGAUCAAGACCACCCACUUCCUCCAAUUUCACCAAUGUGGUUUAACGCUCGACAGGCAAGUGUACACGGAUGGGAGGCAAGGUAUGAGAGAAGGCUUCAAUUGUGGCAGACAUUAGUUAGCUCUUGAGUACUGUUAUGGAUUUUUAUUAAACUUUAUAUAACUUUAUUAAUAAACAUGAUGAUUUUAUUUUAAUUUUUUUUAAGCAAUUCUCUUGAAAAUUUACUGAGUAAGUACUACGUAAUUAGAAAAUAAAAUAAUAAUAUAUAAAUGUCAACUUGAUAAUUCUCAACAAAUGUGAUAAAACAUAAAUGUCCACUAACAACAUCCAGAACAUAGUCUAAUAAAACAAUAAAGUCAAAGCUAGAAUACAUAUUACACCUAAUCUCUAAGUCCAUUUAUUGUAUUCAAAUCAUUAAUCACCUGCUCUAACAUUACUUUGGUGUCCCUUGAUAGCGUAGGGUACUCAGUAAGUGAUCGCUGCGCUGUAACCAUGAAUUGCCCUACCCACUACACAAACCAUUAUAAUUGUGUAUUAAUAGAAAUAAUAGGAAAAAAAUAAUUAAAUUAAAAAAAAAACUAACAAAAAACUUACGUAAUCAACGUUGGUCCUCUUAGGAAGACCGACAUCAUCCUCAACAUUAGGAGUGACGAUAGGAUGGCUAACUCUCCCAAACCAUGGUAGGUAGUCAGGGGCACAAUUAGUAUGUCCGCCACGUGGAAUUCUAGUAUAUCCACUAAGAAGAAGACUGAACGCAGCACCGGGGACAAAUCUAUCCCACAUGAGAGUGGUCAUCUGAGCUGAAAAACUGACCCUAUAAGACUUCACACUAAGUGGUCUCUGAGCAUCAUCAGGCCUAAUCAUGUCACCGGAAAUCUCCUGUAUAAACUCCAACUGUCGAACAACUCGAUCGGGCAUAUAUGGUUCUAUGAUGCCUCGAUAGCGAAUACAUCCAGUAAACAUAGUCCUAGGUACCUGUUGUGCAGGAAAAGCACCGUAUGG
This is a messenger RNA of Chenopodium quinoa (quinoa), 3842 nucleotides long. RefSeq lists its product as uncharacterized. Lineage: Eukaryota; Viridiplantae; Streptophyta; Magnoliopsida; Caryophyllales; Amaranthaceae. The transcript is spliced from 2 exons. The coding region runs from base 1899 to 2402 and encodes 167 amino acids. The record is from RefSeq and is a predicted model, not a curated record.